CCAGCUCCUGACAAAGGUUCUAGUUGAUUGCUGGUCUACUAGCUUUUAAAGCUAUCACCUUCUCAGAGCUCACAAGUUCCGUCGAGAUGGCAACGAAGAGAGAAGCAAACAAAACCUGCGUUCAGUCGGUGCAGGCAAAAAUCGCCAACCACUGGACGGUGUCAAGGAAACCUUGUUCACCCGAACAGUACGAUGCUGAGGAAUGGCUGUUCACCUUCUACCUUGGCAAGGACCGGUAUUACUCCUCGCAUUGCUUGCGAUUUUCGCGUUGGUACCUCUUCUUCGCCAGUUUCCUGGUUCAAUUCUGCAUCGGCUCACUGUAUUCGUGGUCCGUCUUCAACAAACCCAUCGACGAUCAUGUGUACAAUGACCCAAAAGCUGGUUAUGCUGUGAAUGCAUUCUACACUGCAGUUGGUAUCUUCGGUACGACAACGGCUAUCAUGGGUCCCUGGAUUGAGCGUAAUGGUCCACGCUAUGGUGUGGUGCUCGGCACGUCGUCGUUUCUUCUUGGACAUGCGAUUACAGCGAUUGGUGUAGCUCACAAGGCAAUCGCUGCAGUUUACGUUGGUUACGGUUUAUUCUGUGGCUUUGGUAUGGGUCUAUGCUACAUCGCUCCAGUAUCAGCACUACAGAAGUGGUUCCCCGACUACCGAGGCACAGCUGCAGGCUUUGCUGUGGCUGGAUACGGUGCUGGAGCUGUGGCGUGGGCGAAAGUCUAUCGUCCGUGUAUUGAAGCCGUCGGCGUGUCCUCAACCUUCCUGGUUGUCGGUUCGGCUAUGGCUGGCACCAUGUACCUCUGUGCUAUUGUACUGCGCACACCUCACUUGGAAUUCACAGUCGGUGGGUUAAACAUACACGGUGAAGUUGUGGACGAGCCUGAAAUGGCCACAGGCAACGCUGAACAAGUCACAUCGAAGCACCGCUACGAAUCUGCAGCAUCCGAGAAUGAAAUCGACUUUAUCAUCAGUACCAACGCUCAAGUACGAAAACUCACGUUGAUCGACGCCAUCAAAACUCCAGACUUUCUCUGCAUGUAUUUGAUGUUCUUUGCCAACCAAAUCUACGGUCUGGUGGUGCUGUCCAAGCUGUCGAACAUGUGUACGGAUAUCUUCGGUCGAACAGGCGACGAAGCUGCCGACAUUGUGUCCAUCAACGGCGUGUUCAACUGCUUUGGUCGACUCUUCUUCUCGCUGUCUUCGGAUCUCGUGGCUCGCAGCUUUAACAUCGAGCACGCCUUCGCGCGUAAGUGCGUCUUCUACACGACUCUCAUCCUCCAGGUGGUGAUUGUGGGCACCACACCGAUGCUUAUUCGCAACAACCAGUACACGGCGUUUGUCGUGGAGAUCUUUGUCUUGACAGCGAGUUACGGUGGCGGUUUUGGCACCAUCCCGGCCUUCCUGACCGAUAUGUUUGGUGCAUUCAACAUUGGAGCAAUGCACGGACUAAUCCUGACUGCGUGGUCGAUCGGUGGAGUUGUGGGUGGCAUCUCGUUUAAUAACGCGUAUAGUAGCAAGAUUGAGGCCGGGGUGUCCAUCAGUGAGGCGUACAUUUCGACAGUGAACGACAUUUUCAUCAUUAUCGUCGCUGGACUGGUGGUUCUGCUGUUUGUCCGCACGAACCCUAUGGACCGCUUCGAGUCCGGCUACCACUUCAGCAUUUUCGGACGACGAGUAAUCAGCAUUAACGGCAAGGAGGAACCUCCAAAGAAGGAUCCGCUGCUACAGAUUAUCUAAGCGUUCAAUGCGAUGCGUAGUACUUGGUGUGUUUUCGCUUAAAAACCAGAGCUUUUAUUUGAUUGUGUAGGUUGAAUUAGUGUUUAAAUCCUUACAUGCAGACAGACAGGGUCUGGAUCCAGGACUAUCCUUG
Molecule: messenger RNA, 1866 nt
Organism: Phytophthora nicotianae INRA-310
Lineage: Eukaryota; Oomycota; Peronosporomycetes; Peronosporales; Peronosporaceae
Exons: 1
Coding region: 87-1733 (548 amino acids)
Biological process (GO): transmembrane transport
Molecular function (GO): transmembrane transporter activity
Source: RefSeq, a predicted model, not a curated record